CGCCCAUAGAGAGCGCCACACUUGAAUCCCCACGCCGGAACGUUAACUCGACCGUACCGACAUUGCAGCCUUCUGUACAGUACAGACUGCUCAAGCAACCGUCGCCAUGGGCGCCGUUCUGCCGUACCGCGACAUCAACGUGCACUCAUCCCCCUCGCACUACGCCUUCUCCUCCCCGUCUUCGCCCACUGCACCGACAUUAGUUGUAGACCGACCUUCAGGUGAUAUUCGCUUGCACGAUGGCAAGCUUCUGGGAUCGAAACGGGUGUCUAGCGUUGCUGGUAUCCUUGGUACCAUCAAGUUGCGACUGGACAAGUACAUUAUCGUGAUCACCAAGGCCCAGCCUAUGGGCAGGAUAAAGGGCCACAUGAUCUACAAGGUCGUUGCUACUGAAUUCCUGCCGCUACGCGAACGACCGCUGCACGACCCUGACGAGGACAACUACCUGUCUCUGCUUAAGACGCUGAUCAAGACAUCGCCAUUGUUCUUCUCCUAUUCCUUCGACAUCACCAACAGCUUUCAGCGACAAGCUCACCUCGACCCCUCGACACCGCUAUGGAAGCGCGCAGACGACCGCUUCUUCUGGAACCGCUUCGUAUCUAGCGACCUGAUCGACUUUCGUGGAGGAUUGAGCACUGGCUAUGGAAGGCACUCGAGCGGUCAGUCGCCGGACGUCGACCCCUACAUCUUGCCCGUCAUGUACGGCAUGAUGGAGAUCAAGAACACCUCGAUCAAGGGCACACCACUCACCUUCAUCCUCAUCACACGAAGGUCGCGACUCAAGGCAGGAACACGAUACUUCUCGCGUGGUAUCGACGAGAACGGCAACGUGUCCAACUUCAACGAGACAGAGCAGGCCAUCAUCCUCAACGACAGCGCGUCAGGUGGACCUGGAGGCUUUGGGUCGAACCAAAACGGCACAGCUGGCGCGCUCCCUGGCAAAGAGACGCAGGUCCUUGCAUACGUCCAGACUCGAGGCAGUGUGCCUGUUUACUGGGCUGAGAUUAACACCCUGAAGUACACGCCGAAGUUGCAAGUUCGCGGCGUUGAGUCUGCGAUUCCUGCUGCGAAGAAGCAUUUCGCUGAGCAGAUCAGGCUGUACGGCGACAACUGGAUGGUCAACCUGGUGAAUCAGAAGGGCCGCGAGCAGCGAGUCAAGGAGGCAUACGAGGAGAUGGUCAACUUCUUGUUGACCUCACCAAACGAGAACGUGGAAGGUGACAGGAUCACUGAUGAGAAGUUCCACAUUGUCGAGCCUGCAAAUGCCCAGACGAUCUGGGACCGCCUUCACUACAUCUACUUCGACUUCCACAGCGAGACCAAGGGUCUGCGCUGGGACCGAGCGAAGCUGUUGAUGGAUCAGCUGGAGCCACACGUGUUGAAGCACGGCUACUUCCGGGCUGUCGACAUGCCUGGAGAUGGCAGCCGUGUUGAGGUCAGGCGCCACCAGACUGCUGUUGUUCGCACGAACUGCAUGGACUGCCUUGACCGUACGAACGUUGUGCAGAGCAUGAUCGGACGGUACAUUUUGUCGCGCAUGCUCAUCGACCUUGGCCUGAUGCGCGAAGGCGAGAGUGCAGAAGAGGACAAGGCUUUUGAGUUCCUGUUCCGCAAUGUUUGGGCCGACAACGCAGAUGUCGUCUCCAAGUCUUACUCCGGCACUGGAGCGCUCAAAACUGAUUUCACGCGUCUUGGUGUUCGAACCAAGGGCGGUGCGCUCCAGGAUCUCAACAACUCCAUUACACGAUACUGUCUUAACAACUUCAGUGACGGACCGAGGCAGGACGCUUUCGAUCUGUUCUUGGGCAACUACCUGCCUAGCGACUCUGCUAUUGGUGGUCAGCUUCUGUUCGCCGACCGAAGACCCAUCUUCAUUCAGUCGAUACCCUAUAUCCUCGCUGCAAGCAUCUUCUUCAUCUUCGUUGGCAGCUUCACUCGACGAGCGCCUGACGCAGCUGUUUGGCCGCUGCGUCUUCUCCUUGUUCUCAGUCUUGCGACCGCAGGCGCUUGCUUGAACUUCAUGUGGACUAAUGGUACUCUAUAUGUCAACUGGCCCAAACUCAAUCGCCUACCACACCAGAUCGAAGCCUACCAAUCAAGCCUAACCAAGGUCUCGCACAACCCGGUCGUCGGCUCGCUGGUGGGCACAAAGCACGAGCGAGGCAAGAGCGAUGCCAGGCUGCUGGGCUUGGAGGAGGGCAAGAAGAGGGUUGAGUAGAUUAAACUGUCCUUUGUUCGAAAAGCGUUUUUAGAUUCGCGGUGAUGCAUCAGUAGAUCUGGCAUAGUAUAAAACACGUAGAUGGGCUGUUAGAGCUUGUAAUAGACGAAUUCCGCAU
This is a messenger RNA of Macroventuria anomochaeta, 2336 nucleotides long. RefSeq lists its product as uncharacterized. Lineage: Eukaryota; Fungi; Ascomycota; Dothideomycetes; Pleosporales; Didymellaceae. The transcript has 3 exons. The coding region runs from base 107 to 2218 and encodes 703 amino acids. Gene Ontology annotation, biological process: phosphatidylinositol dephosphorylation. Gene Ontology annotation, cellular component: endoplasmic reticulum. Gene Ontology annotation, molecular function: phosphatidylinositol-4-phosphate phosphatase activity. The record is from RefSeq and is a predicted model, not a curated record.